UCAGCUGUGGCUGCCACAAUUUGUUGCACACUGUCGUUGGUCAUUUCAGAGAAAGGGGAAAGUAACAGAGAUCAAGAUCAUAUGUCGCACUUGCACACAAUACCGUUGGUCAUUUGAAAGAAGCGUAGGCUACACUCUCUUCUGUAUUUUGACCACUCGCCUUUGACUUUCCACGAGCUGACACCAGCGGAGGAGUUUUAGAGGGGAAAGCAUGAUUUUCAGAAAUUAUUGCACAUUGGCACAGAAAACUGCGCGAGUGUUCGUUUCGCAUAAACACCAACUUCCGAUUCAAAUCUGGCGAAGUCUCCGUAGGCCCUCGAGCUCAAUGGCCGUGUGCCCCGUGCUGUCGGUGCGACCUACCCGGGCACUGGUGGAUGAAAAGUUUCAGAUAGUUGUGAGAAAUUUACACCCAAAACAAGAGGUAACGCUCCAUUCCUUACAUCAAUCCGAGGAUAAAGACUACUGGGAAGCGUUUGGCCAUUAUACCAGCAACGAAAAUGGAACAGUUACAGUUAUGGAAGAUGCGAGUAGAGGUGGGACCUAUGUUGGAAUUGAACCCAUGGGCCUCCUUUGGAGCUUGCGGCCCGUUCCAGGUAGCAGAGACGGACUCAGGUUGCGAAAGAGAGACGUCUUGUCACCGAUGGUGGUGAACAUAUCUGUGCACAAAGGUCACAUGACCCAGGGGUUCUCCGAAAAGGACGCCUUGGCCACGGUUGUCACGGAGAGAUGGUACCUGGCACCAGGUGUGCAGCGCGUGGACAUCAGGGAGCAAGGAGUUACAGGCACUCUCUUCAUACCACCAGGUCCAGGGCCCUUCCCUGCAGUGCUGGACAUGUGGGGAGGGGGAGGAGGUCUGGUGGAGUACCGGGCGGCCCUCCUGGCGUCAAAUGGCUUCGUUUCCAUGGCGCUGGAAUUCCUUCCUGCGUUCGAACAGCGAGAGGUUGACGUUGAUACCGCAUACUUUGAGACAGCGUAUAAGGUCCUGCAGACCCAUCCUCAGGUGUGUCCAGAUAGAGUAGCUGUGCUUGGUCUGUCCUUUGGGACCUCUGUCACACUCACAAUGGCAGCGUACUCUAAAGUCGCACAGCCCCGGUGUUGCGUGUGCAUUAGUGGAAGCCAUGUUCACCCUGUUAACAAGUCUUUGUUUGAGGCCUUCCAGUACAUCAUGAAGAAAAUGGCAAAGGCACGUAUUGAUGAGAACAAUCAUGUGAUCUGGAGAGAUGUCAUCCUACCCAUUCCUACUGAGCCAGACCUUAAAGUGGAUGUGGGCCGGAUAAAUUGUCCUCUUCUGAUUGUGAUUGGUCAGGAUGAUCAGAACUGGGCUACGGUGGAAUCCACUGAGGACAUAGAGCAGAUGAUGGAGCGGGCGGGGAAUCGCCACCUCCUGACGGUGUUGUCAUAUCCAGGCGCAGGUCACCUGAUUGAGCCGCCAUACACACCUCACAUCCGCUACAGCAAUUUCGUCACACAAUUCAAGAGGAUGAAAAUGCUGAUGCUGUGGGGGGGUCAGACGAAGCCUCAUGCACACGCCCAGGAGGACUCAUGGGAGAAGAUCCUCCUCUUCCUCCAGAAACACCUUUACCAGGACUCACCACCAGCAGCCAAACUCUGAUACUACACACACAGAGACAUAACACACACACCUCAUAGCAGAAGAAAUUUAGCUAAAUCAAUGUAUAAGCCACGGCUAAUAGUCGGGAAAUACGGUACUGUUUUUUUUGUUUGUUUGUUUAAAUACGCGGCCUGAUGUCCUGCUUGUGUCCACUAUGUGGACUAUGAUAAUGGACAAGAGCGCCAACAAUAGAAGCGUCUCCAUUCAACCUCCAGUGUGCUGUGUAAAGUGCCUUAAAACACACCACCUGUUGUUCACUGGGACCUCUGGCCUCUAAUUCUCAUUCCCCCUACCCCUCCUUUUAUACCUUGGGUAUAUUAGAAUAUGAAAUCCUGAUUUGAAACACUUAAAAUUUGCAUAAAGAUUGACAAAUAUGUAUUGA
Messenger RNA from Sardina pilchardus (European sardine), 1994 nucleotides. Its product is annotated as peroxisomal succinyl-coenzyme A thioesterase-like. Bases 212 to 1612 code for a protein of 466 amino acids. The transcript is spliced from 11 exons. Gene Ontology annotation, biological process: acyl-CoA metabolic process; fatty acid metabolic process. Gene Ontology annotation, molecular function: fatty acyl-CoA hydrolase activity. The record is from RefSeq and is a predicted model, not a curated record. NCBI's taxonomy places the organism in Eukaryota, Metazoa, Chordata, Actinopteri, Clupeiformes, Clupeidae.